GUUAAUGUUUGACAAGUAGGAAGAAGUGGCCUCGGCUGCCUUAUCGCUUGGUCACAGACGAGACAACCGCACUCUCUCAGUUCUCCUUCCACUCAAAAGUUUGUUUGCUGCUUUGUGAAGGAAUUACAUAUUUAAAUCCGGAGGAGACAGACAGACAGUCAGCAUGGAGGUGCUGGUGCUGAUCGACUUCGAGGGCACCAUGGGAGAUGAGAUCACAGUGAGGGCGGGGGAUGUGGUCAAAAACGUCACGAAGGCCAGCGAGGAGGGAUGGCUGGAGGGCGAGCUGAGUGGAAAGAGAGGCAUCUUCCCUGCCAACUUCACCAAGGAGGUGCCAGUUUAUUUGAUGGGUGACAGCAAGAGGGAACCACGAAGCAUCAGAACAACGAAGAGGAUGAAACAGACGAGGAAAUGCGAAGUGGCCUUUGCCUACAGUCCUAUGAAUUCAGACGAGCUGAAGCUGGAAGUUGGGGAGACUAUAGAAAUCAUCAGAGAGAUUGAAGAUGGAUGGUGGAUGGGAAUGAAAGAUGGCAAAGUUGGGGCAUUUCCUUCUAACUUUGUCAAUGAAAUUUUUGUUUCACCUAAAGAUGUCAAGCACAAUGAGGGCAAAGCGAGACCCAAGCUCACUGAUGCUGUGUUCAAUAAGGAGAUUUCUCAAAGGGCCAGUGUGAGGAACAAAGGAAAAAAUGUGGCAGAGUGUUGCCAAGUCAUGUUCGACUACAAGGCCAAAGCAGAGGAUGAGCUGGAUCUGAAAAAAGGAGAUGUCGUUGCGAUACUGACGAAGGAAACAGAAGAUGAAGGCUGGUGGGAGGGAGAGCUAAAUGGACGCUGUGGCUUCUUUCCUGAUAACUUUGUCAUGGUGAUACCACCAAAGGACAGUCUGCAAUCUGGGGCCACAAGCCAGCCGCCUGUGCGCAACGUUGACAAGAACCCCUCAGUGAAGCCAGCGGUCUCAGCGAUGGAUAAAGGUGGUCCAGCAAAAACAAAAGAUGAUAAAACAGAUGUUAAGGACCUGAGAAGCAAUCCUCCAACCAAAGUCAAGCUGCCAACUCUCCCCAGGCCCAGUCCGCCUCCAGUCAAAGACAAACCCAACAAGCUUUUAGCCAAUAGAACCAACGGUGAUGUGGCUCCUGUUUCAACAAAACAACCAGAAGAGAAAGAGGCCGACAAUUUUGACGGAGUGGAUUUCCAGACUGAAAAGCUGAGUCAUCCCACAGCAAACAGAGCCAAACCCCCGCAGAGGAGACCACCAUCAGGCCUGGUCACAGCAAUCCAGGCCCAGAAUGUAACCGACCAGACAGAGCCAGAAUUGUCGCCAAAAAAGUUCCAGACAGAGAAAUUGCCUGGCUUGCAAAAGAGUACAGAAAACCUUCUGCCAACACCUGCAAAGCCUGACCAUCGGCCCAGGACACCGCCUCCCGUUCGACCAACACCACCCAAAGUAGUUGUGGAUGGCAAAACUGUGACGCAUAAAGAAGAGCCAACUAUGGCAAGCCUGCAGGCUGAGAUUAAAGAGCUGAGGAUGGCCCUAGAGCUGCUACAGACACGACAUGAGCGAGACAUGCAGGAAGUGAAAGAAGAACUGAAGGAGGAGAGAAGCAAACGAAUGACACUGCAGGAGGAAAUGCAGAGUUUGAGGAUGAAGCAUUAAUCCCUACACAGACUGUGAUUCGGCUGGCUGUCUGACACUGUGCCACGCAGACUAUCGUACUGCAGAUUAGAACAAGAUGAGCAUUUUUGUGAAAUGCAAUGGGGAUGGAGAAGACAAGCGAGCCCUCCCAGUGAAAAAUUAUAAAGUCAGACUCUGGAUUGAGCUACUGCUGCAGUGGACUAGAUAAACUUGAUCCUUCAAAAGACUUUAAAAACUGAUGUACUGUUAAAAUUUUAUAUUUGAAUGCUGGAAAUCACAAAUAUUUUAGACUGAAGUGGGUUACGCUUUGUUGCAAAUUUUUAUUUUACACUGUUCUGUCUCAAUAGUCACCUCUAUUACAUUCAUCAAAUGAUUUACUGUACUUUUAACAUUUAAUGCCUCAGCAGAAAAUGUUAUACGGAGCUGUACAUAGGAGGAAAUAUUGUAAUGUCUUUUGCAAAGACUUAUUAUACAGUUCUAAGUCAUCCAAAGGGGAAUUGUUACCUGAAUGUUAAUAACUAAUAUACUACUGUCGAAAACAUGGGCUGACAUUCAGGGGAUUUUUUUUCACCAGAUUGUAAUGCUGCAUUAAUCCACUGGGGGGCACUAUAUGAUUACUUUACAUAAAGAAAAGUGCCAAGAUUCUCAGAGAAUGCUGGAUUGGUGGAAGUGACCUGGCACCACCUCCGCCUCACCUUAGAGAACAGAUAAUAUAUUUUAUUCAGAGGAGUAAAUGGCUGAUGUUAAUGAAUCAACCUUUCACGAAGCAAAAAAAACAGUUGUUGAACCACUUCAGGCAAUUAAACAGAGUUUGUGGUCAGCUGAAUUCUUCUGCAGUUAAGUGGAAAAGCCAUCCUGUGUCACUCAGAGAAAAACUGACUCACUCUGAAAACUCUGAACAUAGUGACUCAUUGCGAUGGAUGCAGAGAACGUGGGAGAGAAUUAAUGAGAAAUUCUUUGCACCCACCAGAGAGCUAUUUAACUCUGCCAUAUACGGAUCAGUCCAAUCUUCAGAGGAAGGCGUAUAGAUCUGGUUUUUGGCUCCAAAUGGUGGCAGCGGUGGUGGUGGUAGUCGUGGUGGUCUGCUCCUGUCUAAGCCCUACUAGCGUUGCCCACUGGAGAGCACAUCUGGACGACAUCUGGAGCUCAUCAGGGAUCGGGGUGCUUCUGAAACUGCCAUGGGAACAUACUAUUUUUAAAUACUGUGUUGAAUAAUGGUCAUUAAGGGCACAUUCCCUUGUGGUCAAGGGGUGAAAUAAAUGAAAAUAAACAAACAAAGGAUCAGCUGAUGGAGACAGUUCUGACUCUUUGAAUGACAUAAAAAAAAUGGAUGCUCUUUCUGCAAGGUUUUUUUGUUACCAAAGAAACUGUGCAACGAUUAAUCAAUUAGUUGUCCACAACAUAUCAGAGUCUAAAAUCUCUGAUUUCAGCACUUCUUAUAUGUGAAUAUUCUCUGGUUUCUUCUGUAACAGUAAACAAAAUAUAUUUGGGUUGUAUAAAAAACAUAUAUAUAUUUGAAGACGUCAACUUGGGCUUUGUAAAACUCUAAUCAACAUUUUUCACCAUUUUCCAUUAUUUUAUAGAACAAAUCUCAUUGAUUAACAGAGAGACUAAUUGGGAGAUUAAUUGACAAAGGAAAAUAAUUAUUAGUAUCAAGAAUGUCAGUGAUACAGGUGCUGCUUAACAGUUGGGAGUAGUGAAAACUGAGUGUUGACAACUGAAGCAGUUUGGAGCUCAGAGGUCAAAAACCAAGAAAAGCCCCUCUGAGUUAAAAUUAGAAACUGAACUGAUGCAGAACAGUUCCUCUCUGUCAAAAGAGAAAGGAGCUGGAUGGAUGCAGAAAGAAAUCCUUUCAAUGAUGGCCUUGUGGCAAAUGGAAAUUAAAUCUGCCGCAUAUUAAAAAUGCUGUUUCAAUAUGGGGCCUUUUAAUGAGAAUCGUGAGGCUGUCCAAAAUUACUGCUUAUACCCACAGAAUUAUGUUGUUUGUGCAAUUUUUGACUCAAAAACAUUUCUAAUUUGGCCAUCAAGAUAAAAAGUAAUGAUUCCACAGUCCUAAGCAGUGGUUAAAAAGCUUGAAUAAUAUCAUCUGGUUUAUAGAGGGACCGCGAAAAACAGUCUGCAAUAUGUUGGUCGCUGUAGAGCUCUUUCCCACGCCGUGUUGUGGCUCAGAUUUAUGGCUUUCCUUAACUGGAUUUCAUGUUAAUUUCAUUGAUUGUUUCAUAACUGCAUAAUUACCAUGAGGUUAAAAUAUGUUGCUUCUAAUUACAUGUGCUUUUUUGGUUACAUCCUGUAAAAUAAAAACAACAAAAAAAACAAAAAACAAAAACCACGCUAUUCAAAAUACUGAAUGGUGGCUUUAGCAAAACACAUUUUGGGUUGUAUGAUUUGGAAGUAGAUGCCAUUCACAAGAACUUUAUACAAACGUAAUUAUACUUGUACUUCUUCAAAGAGUCCACACCAUCAAUGCCACUGAUUUCUGAAAGCCUGUGACCACAUGAGAGGCUUUUCCAAGAUCUCAACAGAGAGGACUCCAGUGUGGGCUCCCUCUAAAAACAGAGCGGGGCCCAAGGCAAACCUGGAGCCACUCUGCUUGCGCUAUGAGGAAGACUCUAGUAGAUGUCCUUGGCCUGACUCCAUCUCUAACCAAGCUCCCUCUCCAAGCAACACCAGCCUCACAGCAGCUCUAUG
Acanthopagrus latus (yellowfin seabream) is the source of this 4315-nucleotide messenger RNA. It is a transcript of the gene mnmip1, whose product is annotated as SH3 domain containing 21. The coding region runs from base 164 to 1648 and encodes 494 amino acids. Lineage: Eukaryota; Metazoa; Chordata; Actinopteri; Spariformes; Sparidae. The record is from RefSeq and is a predicted model, not a curated record. Gene Ontology annotation, molecular function: protein binding. The transcript has 17 exons.